UCAUCUGAAAUUCAGAAUACAUAGUUCUCAUGCAAGUUUUUCGGUCCCUGCUGAGAUGUCCUGCCAGCAAAGCCAGAAGCAGUGCCAGCCCCCUCCCAAGGGUCCCCCCAAGUGCCCCUCGGUGUCCUCCUGCUGCGGCUCCAGCUCCGGGGGCUGCUGCGGCUCCGGGGGCGGCGGCUGCUGCCUGAGCCACCACAGGCCCCGCCGGUCCCUUCGACGCCGACACCAGAGCUCUGGCGGCUGCGGCAGUGGCAGUAGCAGCUGCUGUGGCGGCGGCAGCGGCGGCGGUGGUAGUGGCGGCGGCAGCAGCUGC
This is a messenger RNA of Lepus europaeus (European hare), 313 nucleotides long. It is a transcript of the gene LCE5A, whose product is annotated as late cornified envelope 5A. The record is from RefSeq and is a predicted model, not a curated record. The transcript is spliced from 2 exons. The annotation marks the transcript as partial. Lineage: Eukaryota; Metazoa; Chordata; Mammalia; Lagomorpha; Leporidae. Gene Ontology annotation, biological process: epidermis development.